Molecule: messenger RNA, 753 nt
Organism: Ramularia collo-cygni
Lineage: Eukaryota; Fungi; Ascomycota; Dothideomycetes; Mycosphaerellales; Mycosphaerellaceae
Exons: 1
Coding region: 1-753 (250 amino acids)
Biological process (GO): positive regulation of ubiquitin protein ligase activity; anaphase-promoting complex-dependent catabolic process; positive regulation of anaphase-promoting complex-dependent catabolic process
Cellular component (GO): anaphase-promoting complex
Molecular function (GO): anaphase-promoting complex binding; protein binding; ubiquitin ligase activator activity
Source: RefSeq, a predicted model, not a curated record
AUGGAUGUCGAACAGAGUGCGAGGAUGCUCAAGCACAGCUCACCUGUAUCGUCAUCAUCCUCAUCUUCGCCUGAUCCUCCUAGCACACCCCGGAAAGACAAUGGCAAAAGGAGCAAGACUUUCUGGAACAACAGCGCCUGGGAGCAAGAGAUCAUGACCACACCCACCAAGAGCAAACCCAGAAAGCCGAGGCCCGUCCCCAUCAUCCCCUUCCGCGUACUGGAUGCUCCCGCUCUCCGCGACGACUAUUACUGCUCCCUCCUCUCAUACUCGCCCGUCUUGAAGUGCUUGGCUGUUGGUCUUGGUCCGCAUGUCUACUUGUGGACAGAAUCACGCGGGAAGACACCGACUCACAUGCCGGAUUCAUUGACAUCUCAUUUCGGAUCGCAUGUCACCUCACUCUCGUUCAGCUCACUCGAUGGGGCGAGUGCAAUUCUUGCCAUCGGACGAGCUGACGGUCGCAUCACCCUUUGGUCACCGCACGAGAGCGAGCCUCGCUUCGAUAGCGAACAACCCAGUCCCAUCUCCUGCGUUUGCUUCCGCCCCAAUACCGUCAGGAGUGCGAGCAUGCGGGAGCCAUCAGAGAAGAUCAACACAGAGGAGCUGCUUGUGGGAGACGAGGAGGGUCAUGUUUACUUGUACUCUAUUCAAUGGCCAGGGGCGGAUCAGAGAGACCUGUUCGAUUGGCAUGGUAGCAUGACGCUCCUUGCGAAGAUCGUGUGCCACACCCAGCAAGUCUGCGGUUUGGCAUAG